CUUUUUGCUCUAUCCAUUACAUAUCUGAUAAUAUUAAUGCAGUUCUUGAUGAAUGAAGAUAUAAAUAACAAAAUGAUGUUGAAGUCUAAACUAAUAAUCAAUGCAACAGAGGUCAGGAAAACCCCAACAAUAAGUUCAAAUUUCUAACGUCUGGGCGAGGUAUAUGUAAAUUGCAGCAAGAACACCAAAUAAUUGGCGAAAACAUGGAUAGUCUGCAAAUGUAAUCAAAAUAAAUAUUUAAUUAGAAAUAUAUUAUGUAUAAACAUAUCUUUAUCAA
This is a messenger RNA of Bactrocera latifrons, 277 nucleotides long. RefSeq names its product putative gustatory receptor 23a. Lineage: Eukaryota; Metazoa; Arthropoda; Insecta; Diptera; Tephritidae. The record is from RefSeq and is a predicted model, not a curated record. Gene Ontology annotation, cellular component: membrane. Gene Ontology annotation, biological process: sensory perception of taste.